Molecule: messenger RNA, 927 nt
Organism: Lineus longissimus
Lineage: Eukaryota; Metazoa; Nemertea; Pilidiophora; Heteronemertea; Lineidae
Product: piggyBac transposable element-derived protein 3-like
Exons: 1
Coding region: 1-927 (308 amino acids)
Source: RefSeq, a predicted model, not a curated record
AUGUCAGUAGACGAGCAGAUUGUACCAUUCAAAGGUCGUCAUAGCUUGAAGGUUUACGUGGAGAAAAAACCAAACAAAUGGGGGUACAAAAUCUGGGGUUCUGCUGGUGCAUCUGGGUACAUGCACAAGUUCUACAUACAGGGAGAUAACCUUGUUGAGGGAGAGCCAGACUUGGAUGAAGGCAUUGGGAAAUCUGGAGAAGUUGUCCUCAACUUGUGCCGUCACUUGCCUGUUGGGACACACAUCUACUUUGACAACUACUUCGCCUCCCCUGAUCUUCUUCUGGAACUGAAGAAAAGAGGGUUCAAUGCCACAUGCACAGUGCGUGCAAACAGACGCCGGAAGUGUCCAACCCUUACUAAAAAUCAGUUCAAGAAGAAAGGCAGGGGGACAUAUGACUAUAGGUCAGCUGAUGGGGUCUUGCUUUGUGCUUGGUAUGACAACAGGAUUGAAAAUGUGGCUUCAAACAAGUGUUCUGUGGCCCCUACAGUUGAGGUCCGCCGAUAUAAUAAGGCCACAAAGGAGUAUAUGUAUGUUGAGUGUCCUGCCCUCAUCAAGGCAUACAACAAAUGCAUGGGGGGCGUUGAUAAGUGUGACAUGAUGCUCUCUUUUUACCGCAUCAAAAUGAAAAGCAGAAAAUGGUACAGGCGCCUGAUCUUUCACAUGGUUGACUUGGCAAUCUCCAAUGCCUGGCAUCUGCAAAAGGCAGUGACUGGCAUCUCCUCCAGGUACUACAGGUUCAAGCUGGCCAUCGCUGAAUGCCUAGUCAAUGGUGCAGUACAACCAGAACCUAGGCGCAGGGAGGAAAUGCCUAUCAUUCCACAGGAUGUCCGCAGUGCCAAGGUGGUUCCAAACCAUGUUCGGUACGAUGGUUACCAUCAUUUGCCAAAACAAGUGGCCAAGAUUCCAAAGAAGUGCAAGCUCUGA